Molecule: messenger RNA, 915 nt
Organism: Rotaria socialis
Lineage: Eukaryota; Metazoa; Rotifera; Eurotatoria; Philodinida; Philodinidae
Source: the annotation of a GenBank genome assembly
AUGAUUAUCUGUGCCACAGAUGGAUACAUUAUUUCAGCAAUUGGACCAUAUCUUUCAGAUUGGUACAGCAAUGAUGCAGCGAUAAUUAAACAUAUUUUAUUAAAUAAUAAAGAAGAAGUUCAAGAUUGGCUCGUCGAAAAAGACAUAAUCAUCGUCGACAGAGGGUUUCGUGAUUGCUUGGAUCUUGUUAAUUCCUUUGGUUAUACAACAUUUUUGCCUUUGUUUCUACCGAAAUCGAAGAAGCAAUUUAGUACUAGUGAAGCUAACAACAACCGAUUCGUUACUGCCCUGCGUUGGGUGGUAGAGUCUGUAAAUGGACGUAUUAAAACAUUUAAAUUUUUCGAACAUGUCGUGCAAAACUCAUCUCUUCUUUACGUUCACGGUUAUUUUUCGAUCAGGAAAAAAUUGAACGACAAAGAACGGAAUAAGUCCAAACAUUGGAAAAAAAUUAAUGCUGAUGAUUGUAUUACAGAUUUUCCAAAACUAACUGAAGCCGAUCUAAAAUAUUUUACAUUAGGUGUCUUCCAGCUGAAACAGGCUCGUAGUUAUAAUUUAGAACAUAUUUCGGAAGAUGGUCAAUAUGAGAUUCAUGUAUGUAAGCAACAACAAAACUUACUUCGAGCCAACCUGCAAAGUAAACAUUCGAAUCGAAAGGAUUACAACGUUCUUAUUCAAUACAAUGAUCAAACUGUGAUAGCUGCUUGUUGUGCCUGUCGAAAUGAGAACCGGAACAUUGGCUGUUGUAGUCACAUUGCAAGUAUUAUAUGGUAUUUAGGAAUUGCUCGACACACCAAGCAUAAAUACUUGAAUCACCGAUCAUCAUCCUACAUGAAGCUAUUUGAAGAGGCUGCAGAGGUAUCGGAUCUAUCGUCUGAUGAAGAAGAUGAUGAUGCAAUAUUAUAUUCAUUAGCAUGA